Molecule: messenger RNA, 2725 nt
Organism: Chiloscyllium plagiosum (whitespotted bambooshark)
Lineage: Eukaryota; Metazoa; Chordata; Chondrichthyes; Orectolobiformes; Hemiscylliidae
Source: RefSeq, a predicted model, not a curated record
GCUUGUGAUGUCCUUGUCAUUGAUGAUGUUGCCGUGGUGACGGUGGAUGUUCUCGCCGGCCCAGAGAGCUCGAAGCUCCGGCCUCAGCCGCUAAUCAGAGCCUGAGGCUCAGGUUGGGCCUCGGCCCGGCAACAGCAGGAGGCGCACUGAGGGGUGUGAGGCUGGCCGGACCGAUAUGGCAGUGAAGACCCGAAGCUGGAGCCGGGGCCGUGCCCUGGCCGAGGACAAGGAGCGUUGCCCGCCUUCUGGGAACAGGCCCGCAACCAAAGCUGCCAGCCCACGGCGGGAGCGCCGAAAGGAGUGUGCGGUCCCUAAGAAUAAACCGUCCGCUGUGGGACAAUCCGGCAAAUGGGUAACCGGCAUCCGAGGGCCGCUAGGACUCACCGACUCGGCACUGAGCAGUUUGGGGACUACCAUAGUCCUGGCUAUCAUAGCAGGAAUUUUACAUUGGUACCAUAUAUCUAGUCUUUUUGAAAAUAAUCGACAUUUCUCUCACCUUUCAACGCUAGAAAGGGAAAUGGCUUUUCGCACUGAGAUGGGCUUGUAUUAUUCUUUCUUUAAGACCAUCAUUGAAGCGCCUUCCUAUUGUGAAGGUUUAAGUAACAUAAUGAAUGAUGGAUUGACUGAAUAUCCUUUGGUUAUCAACACCUUGAAGCGAUUCAAUCUUUAUCCAGAGGUAGUACUCGGCAGCUGGUAUCGUAUUUACAUCACUGUUGCAGACUUCCUUGGCAUUUCAACCAAAACAUGUUGGCGUGUGGACCGAGGAAAGGGCUUCAGCCCUGUGGAGAGUUGUGAAGGAAUGGGAGACCCUGCCUACUUUUAUGUAACAUUUGUUUUUAUUUUAAAUGGGCUCAUGAUGUCUCUGUUUUUCCUCUACGGAACAUACUUGAGUGGGAGCAGGUUUGGUGGAGUGAUCACUGUAGUUUGCUUUUUUUUUAACCAUGGUGAGUGUACAAGAGUCAUGUGGACCCCUCCUCUUCGUGAGAGCUUCUCCUAUCCAUUUUUAAUUUUGCAGAUGCUGCUUUUAACCCGCAUACUAAGAAAAGUCUGUGUGGAAAAGAGGACCUUUGUUUCAUUUUGUAUUGCAACCAUUCUCUUCCUGCUUCCAUGGCAGUUUGCACAGUUUGUGCUCUUGACACAGGUUGCAUCACUCUUUGUAACUUAUGUUUUGGGCUAUAUUGAUGCCUGCAAGCUGCUAAACAUCCUUUACGCUCACAUGAUAUCCUUGCUGAUUUGUUUUGUGUUAAUGUUUGGAAAUGCCAUGCUGUUAUGCUCCUAUUACGCUUCAUCUCUGGCAAUCAUUUGGGGAUUGGUUGCUUUUAGAUCGCGUUUUUGUGCAUAUUGGCCACGGUCUGUUGCAUAUUCAUGGGUGGCUAAAGGAACUGUCUGGCUUCUUGGAACUAUAGCGCUCAAAUUCGUUGCUUCUAAACUAUUAGGAGUUGCAGAUGAUGCGCACAUAAGUAAUCUACUGAAAUCUAAGUUCACCAACUACAAGGAUUUUGACACGCUGAUGUACACAUGUGCUGUGGAGUUUGAUUUCAUGGAAAUUGAGACACCUCUGAGAUACACCAAAACCUUAUUACUUCCAGUGACUGUCUGCAUUUUUUCUGUUAUAGCUUCAAGGGUGGAUAGGAUGGGAGCUCAAUACUCACCCUCCACCGUACAAGACGUUUAUUGUACUCUCAACCUAAGAUUGCCUGAUCGAUUCUUCAAAACCCGAAUAGAGACUUUGAAGGAACUGCUCUGUUUGUUAAAAGGAAAAAUUCCAGAAGGCUUCGAUGAGAAGAAACAUCCAACCCGAGGAGAGCUGGUCUAUCAUGUUUUGCAAUUGGUUGCUUUUGUAGUGUUGGCAAUUCUCAUCAUGAGACUGAAACUUUUCCUUACUCCUCAUAUGUGUAUCAUGGCUUCUCUAAUUUGCUCCAGACAGCUAUUUAGCCAAGUUCGAACUAAAUACCAUCACCAGAUAAUUGUGUGCGUCAUGCUUGCAGCAAUGGCUUUACAGGGAGCAAUAAAUCUGAAGGAACAAUGGAGCAUCAUUGGAGAGUUCAGCAACUUCCCUCAAGAGGAGUUAUUAGAGUGGAUUAAAGAAAAUACUAAAAAGGAUGCUGUGUUUGCUGGGGCUAUGCCCACAAUGGCUAGCAUCAAAUUAUCUACAGGACGACCUAUUGUAAAUCACCCACAUUACGAAGAUGCUGGAUUGAGAGAAAGGACAAAGCAAGUGUAUGCAAUGUACAGUCGGAAAUCAGCAGAGGAAGUGAAAAAUGGGCUCAUAAGACUAGGUGUCGAUUAUUUUGUUUUUGAAGAUUCCUGGUGUUUGCGAAAAACAAGGCCUGGUUGCAGCAUGCCAGAAAUUUGGGACGUGGAAGAUGCACACAAUGCAAUGAAACCCCCUCUCUGUUCGAUUCUUUCCAAGUCGCCUGCCCCUCACUUCACUCCUGUGUUUCAGAAUGACGUUUAUAAAGUCUUAAAGAUAAAGAAAAGUCUCAGUUGGACGUAGAAAUCUGUGGUAAUUUGGAUAAACAAGGGAAUUUCGAGGCCAAUUUUGGUUGAACAUUGCUGCACAGAUGAAAUAUUCCAAAUUGAUUGAAGAAUGCGACAGGAGGUGUGAAUGAAGAUGAAAACAAAUGUAGAAAUAUGAUCUUCAUGUUUCUUUAUAAACAGAAUUUUCAUGUCUUUAUGGAGUUAUGCAAUAUGUGAUUAUUUUCAAUAAAGAUUUUGAGUAAAA